Aspergillus puulaauensis is the source of this 1026-nucleotide messenger RNA. RefSeq lists its product as uncharacterized. NCBI's taxonomy places the organism in Eukaryota, Fungi, Ascomycota, Eurotiomycetes, Eurotiales, Aspergillaceae. The coding region runs from base 1 to 1026 and encodes 341 amino acids. The transcript has a single exon. The record is from RefSeq and is a predicted model, not a curated record.
AUGUCAGGUGGCGGUCAUUAUGACUUCACCACCACCACCCCAGCUAUACAGAACACCAUGCAGACACUCCGAACAGCCAGGUAUACAUCCUUCAAGAUAUCCAAAUUAGCAGUAUUCCAUCCAUACCAACGAUACCGAUUCAUCAUGUCCCAGUCCUCAUCAACCCUAAGCACCUUCCAAUCCGCCCUCGAAACCCUCUACGGCCCUCUCGCCCUCUCCUCCCUCCCCAACCCUUCGUCCUGGACACCCCCGCAAAGCUCCGGCGGACAUAAAGGCCGCUACCUCUGGACAGACGCCUUCGAGGUCCUCUCCCUGCUAACCCUACACACCGAGGUAAACCGGAAUCCAGCGACCAAGGACGCCGCAGGGUAUACAUAUCUAACACUCGCCUCGCGACUCGUCGAGGCAGUGCAUAACACGCUGGGCUACACGCGCGAUGGCUCCCGGCGUCUCAGCGGUGCCUCAGACUCAAACCCGCUGGGCGGGGGACUCAGGAUCGGGAAAAUGGAGGAGUUUGGCAGCGACGGAGACGGGCAGUACCACCAUUACCUGACGCUGUGGAUGUUUGCGCUGAACCGGAUGAGUGUUGCGACUGGGGACCCGAAGUAUAAUGAGCAGGGCAUUGCGCUGGCAAAGGCGAUCCAUGGCGCGUUCUUCAUGAAUCGUGCUUCGGAGCGCGCAAGGAUGGUCUGGAAGAUGGAUAUGGAGUUGAAUAAGGCGCUUGUUGGCAGUGAGGGGAAUCUGGACCCGAUUGAUGGGUUUGUGGUGUUUAGGCUUUUGCAGGCUGCUGCGGGUGCACGGGGUGGAGAUGGGGAGGUGUUGAAAGAGGAAAUUGAGGACUAUGCGCGUGUUAUGAGGCGUAAGGGAGAGCAUUUUGUUUCUGCGGACCCGUUGGAUCUGGGGAUGACGCUGUGGACUGCGCAUUGGUUUGUUCAUGAGGAGUGGGCGGCGAAAUUGGGAGAGAGGUGUUUUGAGCAGAUCUGUAUGUCCAGCAUUCACUCCAUAUGUCCAGCUGUGCGGCGUUAA